UUGAAUUUCUUGCAACGCAGGAAAUGUCAGCUGGCGGCUGCCGUAAUAUUUCUGAAUAAAAUCUGUGAUAAAAGAUUCAUUCGUAGUUUUCAGUGAUAGUUCUUAAAAACUGGAAUCUGGCAAAUAUUGUGGUCCAAUUUAAUGUUGAAGUGAAAAUAUGAUAUUAUUGUAUAGGAGGUGGCAUGCGAUUUCACUUGCAUUUUUAUGGUUUGUGACAAGAUAAAAUGGUUAUUAGUCUGACAAAAUCCUCCUAAUUAUUAUUAGUUUUCUUACGUUAUAAUUCAUGAGCUCGAAAGUGUUUUAAAAUAUCAGUAAAGUUGAUUUUGAUACGUAAGUUAUUUCACACCUGUCAUUUUGAAGACCGAUAUUUUAUCCUGUCUUUGUAAUCUCUAAGGAAUAUUUGUCCUAAUAAUAUAAGUGACGUCGUCGAAGAAUUCAAGAUGAACGGCUCCGAAUCUGGGUUUAACCCAGCUUUCAACAUUGCUACCAUUAAACAAGUGGUAAAUGAGGCUAUAGAAAGAGUCGCGCCGGUUUCAGUGCGGAUGCAGACACCGACACGGUUACGAGAUCUGAUCAGACAGAUACGUGCAGCUAGAACAGCUGCUGAAGAAAGGAGUGUCGUUAACAAGGAAUGCGCGUACAUUAGAUCAACUUUCAGGGAAGAGGAUAGUGUUUGGAGAUGUCGAAACAUCGCGAAACUCCUGUACAUUCAUAUGCUGGGCUAUCCGGCACACUUCGGCCAACUGGAAUGUCUGAAGCUGAUAGCCAGCCCCCGCUUCACGGACAAGCGAGUGGGCUACUUGGGCGCUAUGUUGCUGCUGGAUGAACGGCAAGAUGUACAUUUGCUGAUCACCAAUUGUCUGAAAAAUGACCUUAACAGCAACACACAGUUCGUAGUCGGCUUAGCGCUAUGCACGUUAGGGGCCAUCGCUUCACCAGAGAUGGCGAGGGACCUCGCCUCAGAAGUAGAAAGAUUGAUCAAAUCACCAAACGCCUACAUAAAGAAAAAGGCAGCGUUAUGCGCGUUCAGGAUCAUAAGACGUGUUCCAGAUCUGAUGGAAAUGUUCCUGCCGGCAACCAGGAGUCUAUUGACGGAGAAAAAUCAUGGUGUCCUUAUCACUGGCGUGACUCUCAUCACUGAGAUGUGUGAGAACAGUCCGGAUACACUUAACCAUUUCAAAAAGAACAGGAAGGCAGUCGGGCAAAUGGGGGGCCACAUGAUGAUUGUGCCGAACUUGGUGAGAAUAUUGAAGAAUUUAAUUUUGGCCGGAUAUUCGCCGGAGCAUGACGUCAGUGGCGUAUCAGAUCCGUUCCUUCAGGUGAAAAUUCUACGUCUCCUUCGAAUACUCGGCAAGAACGACGCCGAAGCGUCUGAGGCCAUGAACGACAUCCUCGCCCAGGUCGCGACCAACACCGAGACCAGCAAGAACGUCGGCAACACCAUAUUAUACGAAACUGUGCUUUCUAUCAUGGACAUUAAGUCGGAGAGUAGCUUGCGUGUCCUCGCUAUCAACAUACUCGGGAGAUUCCUUCUGAACAACGAUAAGAAUAUUCGAUACGUUGCCUUGAACACGCUCCUGAGGACCGUACACGUGGACACAUCGGCCGUUCAGAGACAUAGGACUACCAUAUUGGAAUGUUUAAAGGAUCCAGAUGUAUCGAUCCGUCGUCGAGCUAUGGAGUUGUCCUUCGCGCUCAUAAACAGUCAAAACAUACGCGCCAUGAUGAAGGAACUGCUACUGUUUCUCGAACGCUCCGACCCAGAGUUUAAGGCUCAUUGUUCCAGCGCAAUGGUGUUGGCAGCCGAGAGAUACGCGCCUUCCAGCAAGUGGCACCUGGACACGCUGUUCCAGGUGCUGUUGAAGGCCGGCAACUACCUGCGCGACGACACGGUGUCCAGCACGCUGCAGAUCGUGUCGGCGGCGCCGGGCGAGCGCCAGGCCUACGCCGCCAUGCGCCUGUGGGGCUCGCUCGAGCGCGCCGCCGUCUGCGCCGACGCCACCGAGAAGCAGCCGCUCGUGCAGGUAGCAGCGUGGACCAUCGGUGAAUACGGUGACAUGUUGGUAUCAGAGGCCAGUAAUGCAAUAUCUAUGGUCGACGACGAUGGCGUAGAUGACUUCACCCGUCCAUCCGAAGAGUAUGUUAUAGACAUAUACCAAAAGUUGCUCUGGUCUACGCAGCUCUCGAUUACCACCAAGGAAUAUUUGCUGCUGUCGCUGGCUAAGUUAUCAACAAGGCUGACGACGAAACCAAGUCAAGAUAAAAUCCGUGUUAUAAUCGACACAUUCGGUUCUCACAUUCACAUCGAGCUGCAGCAGAGAGGAGUCGAGCUGUCGCAACUUUACAAGCAGUACGCGCACCUGCGGCCCGCGCUGCUGGAGCGCAUGCCGCCCAUGGAGGCCGGCGCGCCCGAGCACGAGACCGAGACCGAGGCCGACAAGCCGCCGCCCGAACAGGAUGCAUUGCUGGAUUUGAUUAUCGGUUCAGAACCUUUAUCAAACGGUGACAUGGAACAUGCCCCAGCCGCUGCUACUAAUAAUAAUUCUUCAACUAAUGACAUUCUGGACCUGCUAAGCGGGCUGGACCUCAGCACGCCCAGUGUGCCCACUCCCACCACGGCGGUCAGCGUCACCAACAACAACAUGACGACACCGUCGCUGCUGCUCGACGGACUGUUCGCGCCCGCGCAGCCGGUCGUGCAACCACAAGAGACGGUGGUGCGCGCGCUGGAGCGCAACGGCGUGCUGGUGGAGCUGGCGGCGCAGCGCGGCGGCGACGCGGCCGCGCUCACCAUGCGCGCGCGCUCCAGCCACGCGCACACCAUCACCGACUUCCUGUUCCAGGCCGCCGUGCCCAGGACUUUCCGUCUGGACAUGAUGUCUCCGUCGGGGACAGUGCUCACGCCACAAGGGGAGAUCACGCAGCAACUCAAAAUUACAAAUCCCUCAAAGACACCCCUCAGACUACGGAUAAGAGUAUCGUACAACAUAGACGGCAACCCGAUACUGGAGCAGGCGGAAGUGAACAACUUCCCCCCGGACCUGUUCAACUGACGCGGGCACCCGCCCCACCACGGCCCCGACGAGCUGCGGACACUGUGCUUGUACAGACCUUUGGUGGACACGUUAUAUUAAUUGACCAUAAUAUUUUAUCCCACUGUUGGGUAACGCGUAUUAGAACGAUGCUUAUUAGAACCAUUUCCACAAAGUCAUGGUGACAUAUUGUCGCCCCGAAUCGAGUCGAAUCAGUAGGCGGACCUUUAAUUAUUAGCUUAUUAUAUUCUAUCUUGAUAUUAAAAUGUAAUUAAACGUCAAAUGGAAAAAGUAGGCGCUAUCACAUAUCUCAGUUACCAAGAGAAGAUAAUAAUCAAAAUCGUUUGCUUAGGUUGUGAGAGUAAAUUUGUGUCGUGCCUUGUUAUUCGAACUGUUCACAAAUUCGCAUACAUUAAAACUACUGGUGGUAGAGCUUUGUGCAAGCUCGUCUAGGUAGGUACCACCCACCCAUCAGAUGUCCUACCGCAAAACAGCAGUACUUGGUAUUGUUGUGUUCCGGUUUGAAGGGUGAGUGAGCCAGUGUAAUUACAAGCACAAGGGACAUAACAUCUUAGUUCUUAAGGUUGGGGGCGCAUUGGUGAUGUAAGCGAUGGAUAACAUUUCUUACAAUGCCAAUGUCUAUGGGCGUUGGUGACCACUUACCAUCAAGUGGCCCAUAUGGUCGUCCACCUUUCUAAUCUAUAAUAAAAAAAAAACUAUCGUUAACUACUUUUUUUGUAUGACUUUUUACAAGAAUUAAUAAGUUAUUAUUAUAAGGUCUUUGCACAAAUAAUGUUAUCCGUUUCUAGUGAAAACAGAUAAAGCUCAGAUCGAGAUGAAGUGUCAUCAUGACCUAGUGGAAAUCAGACCUGGUUAACUAUUCAAAAGGAUUCAUACAAUUUUUAAUAGUGGAUAAUAUCAUAUUGGGUAGUAAAUGCAACUAAUAAUGUUCGCUACUUGUAAAGAUUUUUUUUAAUAUAACAUCUGUUAUAAAGCUUAUUGACGAAUAGAUUCUAUACUUUGUAUUGUACAUGUAUAUUUAAUUGGUAUUUUUCAGACAUAGCUUAGAUUUAAGAACUAAAGUUUUAUUAUAGUAUAAAAAUCAUAUUUAUUUUAUAUAAAUAAACAAACAAAUACAAUUUUCAUAAACCAAUAAAUAGGUUCUAAUGACAUUCAGAUUUUUUUUUUAUUUAAUCAUCAGAAAUUCUGAUUUUGUUUCCUAGUUAAUAAUAAAUAAUAUUGCUAGAAUAAGUGAAGUUACCUAAUAGUGGGACAAAAUAUUACAACUAAAAUAUUCAUUUUCCAAUGGCAAUAAAACGUAAUUUUGUAUAUUAUUAUAUAAUAAAUAAAAAGGGGAUCCUAAGUUCCGACCAGGAGGUGGUGGAAAAUGUGUCAAUAUAAAUAAAAAACAGGCGCAAAAUGGUUGUAAAAAAUCUUGAAUUCUAAUGGCAGCUUUAGUUAUUUUUGCGGUACUAGUAAGCUGUCAAUACUAUCGACAUAAGUACUGAGUUUCUAAUAGUCUGUGAAAACGUAGAUUAGCUGUCACGUUAUAGAUUCGUUUAACAUUCCACUUUUAGAUAGAUUUUGAAAGAAUUCUUUAAGUCUAAAUAGAGUUGAGGGCCCAAUUGCUUGGAAGCUUAAAACCGUCUUGUAAUGAUUUUUUUUAUGAAAAUGAUUCCAAAAAUAAUAAUUUCCAAGCCUCGGUCUGAACUGUGAAUUUUUAAAUUGCAAAAUUGUUUUUUUUUUUUUGCGUAAUUCAACAUUGUAUUAAGACUACGAAUGUCACAUUAAGCUGCCAACCCACAGCCGCUCGCGCACACGUCUUGCACGUUUUUAAAUUUUGUUCGUUGUUUUUCGUGUGUAGUGUGUUCGUACAAAUUUUGCGUCACUGUGGAUUGGCGGCAUUACUGUUUCAGUAUUACAUUAAUCUCAGUCUAUUAUAAAAUGUUUAUUUUUUCAAUGAUUUGGGCAAUGAGUGAUCAUCUUUCCCGUCUCAUGCUGUACAUAAAACUCUGUUAAUGUAACAUAAAUAAUGUAUAGUGAGAUGUACAAGAGAAUGAUUCGCGUGGAUAUGUACUUAAUAAAUUAUUAAUAUAAACUAUCAUUAUUAUGUAAUGUGUGAUACAUUAGAUUAUUCUAAAUUCUAUGGAGUUGUAUAAAAAAACAUAGUCAUUGAUCUUUUGUAUAUGUAAUGGGGACGUCUGCCAGAGUCAAACGGGUGAUCGGUCCCGAUUGAAGGACUAUUUGAAAUAGAAUUGUCAUUCAUUCUUAUUUAUUAAGUGAUUAUUAAUGAUAUAGUUUGGUUAAGCCGUAUCGAACCAUAUUCUUGCAUUUUGGAGAAAAAAAAAGGUUAUCUUGAGAUUUAUUUUUCAUUGUGUUUUAAUUGUUAGAGCUUUAAUGUUCAUUGAUUUUUAUUAUAUAUAGAAUCGUUCCUUUUAAUCUAUCGAGAUUUUUUUUUCAGUGACAUGUAUAUAAAUGAUUGUGUCUUCUAGAUGAGAUAAUUGAUAAAUAGUUUUCAUUAUGUAUCGCUUUAUUUGGGACAUUUACGUUUAGAUUUAGUAUUUUAAUUAUUUACAUUUAUAUUAUUAAACAGCACAUUUUAUUUAAAAAUAUCGUUUAUUUUAAAUAAAAGUCUUAUAAAGUUUAUCUAAUAAUUAAUUGACUCUUCGCCACGUUUACAUUUGCUAGUAAUAUUAUUUGUACUUUAAAACUUUAACCAUUUUGAUAUCUUACAAAAAAUAAUCAAGUUAAAAAGAUAUAACAAAAUAUAUUUUUACGUUAUAUCAAUAUUAACAAUUUAAAGUAUAAAUAUUUAGAAUUCAAUCAAGACAAAAAAAGUUAAUUUUAGUAAUUUAGUCAAACAGGUGAGUGAAUUUUUAUUUUCUGUGUAGCGGCAGUCUUAUAGCCACAAUAUUUUAAACCCUAAAUAAAACAUGCAAAUGUAAACGUAGCCUCUAUCAUCAAACACGUCAUGAUUUUCAUAAAGUAAAGAGAGCUUGGCAAAUGAUAUCACAUAUUGGUGCUUGUUUUACCUUAGUAUCUGGUUUAAUAGAAGGCCCUCCACGUGUGAGAUGUUAUGAUUUUAUUUUAUGUAUAACUAAAGCUAUGAAAGAUGUACAUAAAGAUAAUGAUUUUAUGUAAAUUGGUUAAUAAAUAUUUGAGAAUGUUUAUAUAAUCUA
This is a messenger RNA of Nymphalis io (European peacock), 6211 nucleotides long. RefSeq names its product AP-1 complex subunit gamma-1 (gene AP-1gamma). Gene Ontology annotation, biological process: receptor-mediated endocytosis; intracellular protein transport; Golgi to vacuole transport. Gene Ontology annotation, cellular component: AP-1 adaptor complex; Golgi apparatus; membrane coat. The record is from RefSeq and is a predicted model, not a curated record. The transcript has 20 exons. Lineage: Eukaryota; Metazoa; Arthropoda; Insecta; Lepidoptera; Nymphalidae. Gene Ontology annotation, molecular function: clathrin-cargo adaptor activity. The coding region runs from base 441 to 3053 and encodes 870 amino acids.